Messenger RNA from Callorhinchus milii (elephant shark), 2473 nucleotides. RefSeq names its product dolichyldiphosphatase 1 (gene dolpp1). Bases 43 to 768 code for a protein of 241 amino acids. The record is from RefSeq and is a predicted model, not a curated record. Gene Ontology annotation, biological process: protein N-linked glycosylation; lipid biosynthetic process. Gene Ontology annotation, molecular function: dolichyldiphosphatase activity. Gene Ontology annotation, cellular component: endoplasmic reticulum membrane; intracellular membrane-bounded organelle. The transcript has 8 exons. NCBI's taxonomy places the organism in Eukaryota, Metazoa, Chordata, Chondrichthyes, Chimaeriformes, Callorhinchidae.
CGCGCUGGUUGGCGAGCGGUGCGUGCACGUGACGCGGGGAGGAUGGCGGCGGUUGAGGAGUGCUUGGUUCCCGGGGAGCGGGAGCCGUGGCAGCCGCUGUCCCUCACGUACGUCGAAUACCCCGCAGAUGACGUCACGGGACGUGUUCUUGCACAUUUAAGCCUUUUACCAGUAUUUAUCCUUUUUGGUUUUGUCACACUCAUCGUGUUCAAGAGGGAGCUGCACACUAUUUCGUUCCUCUGCGGAUUGGUACUAAACGAAGGCUUGAACUGGAUAGUUAAGAAUAUCAUCAGAGAGCCCAGACCAUGUCAUGGAGGCCACAAAACGUUGUUUACAGAGUAUGGGAUGCCCUCCAGUCAUUCCCAGUUCAUAUGGUUCUUUUCCACCUACUCAUUCCUUUUCCUUUAUUUAAGAAUGCACCAAACCAACAACGCUAGAUUUGUAGACAUGUUGUGGAGGCACAUUUUAUCGUUGUGUCUGCUAACUGCGGCCUUUCUCGUCUCAUAUAGUAGAGUCUAUCUGCUGUACCAUUCAUGGAGCCAGGUGAUCUAUGGAGGUGCGGUAGGUGGAUUGAUGGGAGGAGCCUGGUUUAUCUUUAUACAAGAGGUACUAACACCACUAUUCCCCAGGAUAGCUACAUGGCCAGUGUCUGAGAUUUUCAUGAUCCGGGACACAAGUCUGAUUCCAAACAUCCUCUGGUUUGAGUACACGGUCACAAGAGCAGAAGCACGAAACAGACAACGAAAGCUGGGCACAAAGAUGCAGUGAGCUGCAGGAUGGGGUGCGUGAUUUGGAAAGGACCACCCUGCGGACACAUGCAAGCCUUGACGGGGAGAGGAUACACACAUCAGUUUUUAAUCAUUUUAUUUUGCAGACGGACCAAAAGGCAAACUGACACAUACCUUCGACCCAGCGAUGGCAUUCAGUGUCGAUGCAACCUGCUGUUAGCUUUGAACUGCAUGUUAGAAUUGUACGAGGGCUGGAUUUGAACCAGUUUAAACACAGUGCACAUUGGCAGUGUGAUGGAGUUCUGUGUUUGAUUUCAGAUAUCUUGCUUUUGGGGGCAAUGUGUGCGUAGAAUGAACGAUUUAAAUUUUCUUGUUGCAUUGCAGUUUACUGCGAUGAUUGACUGGGCUUGUGGGUAAGAACUCUAUAGGUAAAUGGAUAUUGCCUUUAUUUUAAAAAACAAACCCUGAUUAUGCAUUGCAGGGGUAGCAGCACUGAGCCAGACAGAAAGGGCGUUUGCAGAAGUCUUGCUUCCUUCCCUGCUCUGAACACAUUUGGUCCAACCACAGUAGUUUCCAUUUGAUCGUCUUGACUUUUUGUAUUUGCAAUGUGAGGGAGUAAUGAUGGUUAUGAUUAACCGGCAAUCACUUGGUAUCAUGGUUUAGAAUAGGAAGUUCUUGGGGAGUUGGGUUUGGUGAAUGCAGCCCAAACCUUGGAGGGAGCAAGGAAGCAGCUUAAUUCUUUUGAGAGUUGCUGUAGGAAUUGAGUUGUAGAUCGGUGGGGUGGGGGGUGGGUUGGGCUAAUCUAUAUACCUGCUAGGUCUUAUUCCUAUUAUCCGCUGGGCAUAAGCUAACAUAGACAGCACUGAACUUUACCUGGACAUGGAAUUUCACCCUUUUUGCAGUCUUGUUCUCGGGGCUUAGUCAUAGUUGAGUGUGGAGAGUGGAACAUUGCCCUGAAUGGGCAGGGAGAGAAGGGUCUUGCGGUUUUAACGGGUCAGAGUUUAGCCAUAAUCAUCGUGGCAGUGCCUUGCAUCUGACCCAUUGCCUGCCCAAACCUUGACAUUGGAGAGUAGAAGAAACGUCAGAUUCCGUUGCCUGACCAUUCCAUCUUAAAAUGUACAGCCAGCUAAUAUUUUGCCUUCAAGAGUGAUAUUAAAUACGCAAAGCAAGAAAGUAGAUUGUUUUUAAGGGUGGGGAGACUGUGAUGAUAUCUGCAAAAAUGGCAUAUAGGUAGGAGUAAGGUUGCAUUCUAACCUUGAGAGCUUUUUGGAGUAGUAGCUAAUCAAGUAAGACCGACAUGAGAAGCAGUUUGACUGUUAGUCGAUGGAAUUUUGCUGCAGUGUUUAUUGGCUGAUGGAAAGUUUCACCUGGAACAAAUGGCAGGAACUGGGAAUGAUGUUGUUGGUGUGUGGGGUGGGGGGAGAGAGAGAAACUCCCACAUGCUGAACCAUAUUUCCGAGAGACAUUAGUGAAGCAUAAGUAACCAAGAUCAUGGGCCAUGGGGUGAGGGGCUGUGGCCCUGUGAGCUACUGUAAUAAUGUCUGAUCCUGGGAGCUGCCGCUGUUUCUUUAGGCUUGUUUUUAUUGCCACCGGCACAGAUUGCUCACCAGUGUUAGGUACAAUCUCAAAUAUAGUUUUUUUUUAUAUUUUACUCAUAAAGCAAGAUUAUAAAUGACCCCUAAUUUCUUGAUUGAAGUUUACGUAUUGUAACACACUUUCUUUUUUAAUAAACGUUUGGAAACCAA